This is a messenger RNA of Diorhabda carinulata, 2429 nucleotides long. RefSeq lists its product as uncharacterized. The record is from RefSeq and is a predicted model, not a curated record. Gene Ontology annotation, molecular function: DNA-binding transcription factor activity, RNA polymerase II-specific; transcription cis-regulatory region binding. Bases 256 to 1596 code for a protein of 446 amino acids. Gene Ontology annotation, biological process: regulation of transcription by RNA polymerase II. The transcript has 6 exons. NCBI's taxonomy places the organism in Eukaryota, Metazoa, Arthropoda, Insecta, Coleoptera, Chrysomelidae.
UGUAGCUCGAUGUAGUAGACCAUCAUGUCGGUUUAUUCGUGGUUACCAAUCACAAUUGCGCGGGAAACACUCGUGACUGGCGGUAGCCUAUAGAAAUCGAGCGAUUUGAAUUCCCUCUUCGCCUUGUUGACUACCUAGAAGUUUUGUUGUAUACAAUCGUUGGGUGUACAGUGCUGUCAGUGAAUAUAACUUAUUUUGUUCUAUUUUGAUGAAAAUACUAUUAGACACAACGAAAAAUUUAGAUAAUCUGAAUCGAUGAUGUCGGCAGCAAUGGAUAUGUUUCUUAGCGCCACGGACUCCAUUUCCUUCCCAGAUAUUUUAGAUAUCGAUAUAAAAUCCGAAAUAGAUACAUUAGUAGGAGGACAUAACGAUUUCUCAGGGUUCAACUUCAACGAUAUGCCUCCUUUAGAAAUUGAAGACGUACAUGACAUUAGAUGGUUCAAUUCGAAUUCAAAUCAUUCAAAUUUAGAUUUUAGUGGAGACGACGGUCCAACAAUGGUCAAUCCCAACGCUGUUAUGCCAGUUAUGUCCUCAACUCAAAAUAUCAGGUCACCUUCCCCUCCCUUAAAAGAAAGUCAUCUGACCUUUUCGCCCGCUACCAUCAAAAUUGCUGCUUUGAAACCAGAUAACGCCUCAAUUAAGAAGGAUUUAACAGAAAGAUUAGAAGAAAUCGAGAAGAAACCUGUGAUCAAAACUGUUACUAAAGUGACACCCAUAUUAGCAAAACCAGCUAUUAAAACCAUUGGCAAGACUCCAACUAUACUUACGUUUAGAAAUGCUGUAAACCGAACAUUAGGUCCCUCCAUCAACGUAACACAUUUAAAUAAUAUAACAACGUUAAGAACAGUAACGCCACCUACAAUCAACCGUAAAGUUAUAAAUUCUAGGCCGAUAUACGAGGACGACGAACGUACUUUCCCUAAACCAGCUUAUAGUUAUAGCUGUUUAAUAGCAAUGGCUCUAAAAAAUAGUAAAUCUGGUAGUUUACCUGUAUCGGAAAUAUACAAUUUUAUGUGUAGACAUUUUCCUUACUUUAAAACGGCACCGAAUGGCUGGAAAAAUUCUGUAAGACAUAAUUUGUCUUUGAAUAAAUGUUUUGAAAAAAUAGAAAAACCCGCUUUGAAUGGAGCUCAACGGAAAGGCUGUUUGUGGGCCAUGAAUCCAGCGAAAAUUAGUAAAAUGGAUGAAGAAGUACAAAAAUGGUCGAGGAAGGAUCCUCACGGGAUCAAAAGGGCAAUGGUUAAUCCCGAACAUCUUGAAGCACUAGAAAGAGGCGAAAUGAAAUUCUCUUGUUCAUAUGACGAGACCGAUCACUUUGGAGAUUCUUGCGGCAGUGCUGAAGAACAGAGUGAAGCGUCAGAUUCAGAACAGGAUGUUGAGGAAGAAGCAAACGUUGUUAGCACCCAAUACGAAUAUAUACAAGUUAAAGAAGAAGAUAUCUCAGAUUUGGAUAUAGAGGUAUCAGACAACUAUGAAGAAAUAGAAGAUGAUCAGGAAUUAUUAAGAGUAGAGAUGGCGUUAGCUCAAAAAGAACUAUUAGAAUAUGAAAGGACUGUGAAUAACAAAAGACGGAGGACAUAUAUCCUGCAACAUUAAGGAAUCAACUAUUAGGCACAUUAUCAAGAAUUUAGAAAAAAAAAAACGAUUACUAAAUUCUCGGUGAUCUUUUUUGUAAGCAAAAGAGCUAAUGGGUGAUAUAAAAAAACUUGUACAUAAUUCUUCAUUAUUUCCUGCCUGUGUAUCUUUUUAAGGUUUAUUAAGUGUUUUGUUUUUAAAAUACAAUACAAGACUGCCACUACUUUAUUACUAUAAUGUGUUAUCAAGAUCUGGCUAGAACUUGAUCAUAAAUUAAGCUGUAGUUAGAUUUUUAUACAAUGCAAAAUGUUUUGUGGUUAUUUCAAUAAAUUGUAAGCUCGAAUAGUUCGUAAAUUGUAAUAAACGUUUAAUUUUUACAUCUAGUUAUGAUAGCAUCUAUAUAUUUUUUUCAACGUCUAUAUGAUCCAGAUAUUGUUUUAUUAUGUCAAUAACUGUCAUUUGAUGUUCAUAUUUAGGAUUAAUGUCAGUUUAAUCAGUAACUGAAUUUCAUUUUAUAUGUUAAACCAUAACCAGAUGUUGAAAAACGUUUACCACUCUUGUUUAUUAAAUGGAGGUGGACUGAUGGCAAUUUUAGCGAUGACAGCUUUAUUAAUUGUAGAUGUGUAGAAAAUUAUGAAAAUAUGUUCGCUUACAGUUUUUAUUAUUAAUUAGUUUGUGAUCUUCACGAUGAAGGCUGCAAACUGCCUGACUAGAGGAAAAGAAAAAGCCACAAAUAUGGUUCGCUUUAUUAUAAUGUUAUGAUGGAAUACGUAUUUAUAUAAGCUUAUGCCAUGUGAGUGUAUUUACAUGUUUCAACAUACUUUAUAUAGUACAAUAAUUACAUUUUAUUUAUA